Messenger RNA from Rotaria sp. Silwood1, 540 nucleotides. NCBI's taxonomy places the organism in Eukaryota, Metazoa, Rotifera, Eurotatoria, Philodinida, Philodinidae. The record is from the annotation of a GenBank genome assembly.
AUGAAACUAUCAAAUAAUCAACUCGAUGAUCAUUUCAUGACAACUAAUCAAGAUUAUGGUUCUUUUUAUUUGAGUCGAUUACAACAAAAUCAGAUAAAUUCAGAUAAAAUUGCAUAUGAAUUAUUUCUAAAUAAUCAAGUUCAAAAUGAACGUCGUCAAAUACCAUCUAUUGCUUAUGAUAUUAUGUUUGAUUUUCAAAAACCAAAUGAUGUAUUAGAACUCAUAGCUAAUGAACUUUUCCUCUUAAAUCCUGAUAUUUCUGCUGAUGAAUUGACAGAAAAUAUGAUAGCAAUUACAGUACCACAUGAAUAUUUAGGUAUGCCUUCUAUAGAUCCGAAUCAACCAUAUCCCGGUACAGAAAUUGAAUGUGCGAAAACACCACGCCUACAACGUAUUCUCGAACAUUUUCAAAAAGCUAAAAAAACGGUUGCCGAAAGUAAACAGCAAUUUGAUUCAAAAGCAAUUAGUUCUCAAGCUAUGCAAGGCGUUAAAUAUAUUUAUAAUCCUUUCGUCAACGCUAUACAAUUUCGUCGAUUAUAA